Suillus subaureus is the source of this 673-nucleotide messenger RNA. RefSeq names its product ribosomal protein L34Ae. Bases 191 to 538 code for a protein of 115 amino acids. The transcript is spliced from 4 exons. Gene Ontology annotation, cellular component: cytosolic large ribosomal subunit; ribosome. Lineage: Eukaryota; Fungi; Basidiomycota; Agaricomycetes; Boletales; Suillaceae. Gene Ontology annotation, molecular function: structural constituent of ribosome. The record is from RefSeq and is a predicted model, not a curated record. Gene Ontology annotation, biological process: translation; ribosome biogenesis.
GUCGGACAUUGCCGAAGUACUGUAUAUUACCAAUCAGCCACAACCCUCCGUGCAGCGAUUGGUGUAUUGACGCGGCCCAAACGACCUCAAGACCUCUGCUCAAGGCUCAAAAUAAUGUAAGUCCAGACAGCAAAAUCCCAGGAAAGUCUUGACGGAACUGACUAACGAAACCCCAUCAACAGCUCCCCAAAUGGCUCAACGCGUCACCCUCCGUAAACGCCAACCCUACAACACCACCUCAAGCCGCAGACGCAUCGUAAAGACACCAGGUGGAAAACUCGUAUACCACCACCUCAAGAAACUUCCUACUCAGCCAAAAUGCGGUGAUUGCGGUAUUGGUCUUCCUGGUGUCCCUGCUCUCCGUCCCCGCCAAUAUGCAACGAUUUCAAAGCGCCAAAAGACUGUGUGCAGGGCUUAUGGUGGUUCGCGAUGCGGAGACUGUGUCAAGUCGCGCAUCCUACGAGCAUUCCUUGUCGAGGAGGCAAAGAUAGUCAAGAAGGUCAUCAAAAGCCAACAGAAGGCAGGAGGCCGCAAGUAAAUAGUAAUACUUUGGUCUUUUGGAGUGGUCGUUUUAUGACUAUGGAUCCUCAUGCAUUUUUCAUUUCGUUUGUCACAUCCAUGUAGAACCGCACCAUCAAAAUCCAGACCGAGGUUAGUAUGCAGUCGUUUGAAC